This is a messenger RNA of Lactuca virosa, 577 nucleotides long. Lineage: Eukaryota; Viridiplantae; Streptophyta; Magnoliopsida; Asterales; Asteraceae. The record is from the annotation of a GenBank genome assembly.
CGCAAUCGGCCGAGUUAAAGUCUAGGGUUUUUGUUGGCGCUUCCAAUCUCAAGAAUCCCGUCUCAUUCGAUUUCACCAAGCGUCAAGCCAUGACUAAGAGAACCAAGAAGGCUGGAAUUGUUGGCAAAUACGGUACCCGAUAUGGUGCUAGUUUGAGGAAACAGAUCAAGAAGAUGGAAGUUAGUCAGCACAGCAAAUACUUCUGUGAAUUCUGUGGAAAGUAUGCAGUGAAAAGGAAAGCAGUUGGUAUCUGGGGUUGCAAAGAUUGUGGCAAAGUGAAAGCAGGGGGUGCUUACACUUUGAACACUGCUAGUGCGGUUACUGUCAGGAGUACCAUCCGUAGGCUGAGGGAACAAACUGAGAGUUAGAUUUGGAUGUUUCUUGAUCUACUUUAAUCCUCAAUUUUCUAUCACAUUUCAGAAGAUUAUUGCAAUUUUGUUUUCUAUUAAAAAAAUACAUUGCUAAAUGCAAUCUUAAAGUUUUGAAUGGUAUGUUGACAUGUAUGUGCUAAAAUUUUUAAUUUUGUUAUGUUUCUUUAAAUCUUGUUUAGGGGCUAAAUGUAAGAAAAAGGGUCGUC